Dicrocoelium dendriticum is the source of this 423-nucleotide messenger RNA. NCBI's taxonomy places the organism in Eukaryota, Metazoa, Platyhelminthes, Trematoda, Plagiorchiida, Dicrocoeliidae. The record is from the annotation of a GenBank genome assembly.
CAAGCUUUAAUUACGAACGGGGGGGGGGGGGGGGGGGGGGGGGGGGGGGGGGGGGGGGGGGGGGGGGGGGGGGGGGGGGGGGGGGGCCGGCUUCUGAGCUCUGUGGGCCUAGGGGGGGGGGGGGGGGGGGGGGGGGGGGGGGGGGGGGGGGGGGGGGGGGGGGGGGGGGGGGGGGGGGGGGGGGGGGGGGGGGGGGGGGGGGGGGGGGGGGGGGGGGGGGGGGGGGGGGGGUUUUUGGGGGGGUUUUUGGUCGAAUCAACAGAUAUGACCCUGGCUGAAACGGCACAUACACCGACGAUCCCAAUUAAAUGGACGCGUCUCAUCAACAUAAAUACAAUAUAUUUGGGGGGGGGGGGGGGGGGGGGGGGGGGGGGGGGGGGGGGGGGGGGGGGGGGGGGGGGGGGGGGGGGGGGGGGGGGUUAA